This is a messenger RNA of Stegastes partitus (bicolor damselfish), 2398 nucleotides long. It is a transcript of the gene tfa, whose product is annotated as transferrin-a. The transcript is spliced from 18 exons. Gene Ontology annotation, biological process: antibacterial humoral response; iron ion transport. Bases 23 to 2092 code for a protein of 689 amino acids. Lineage: Eukaryota; Metazoa; Chordata; Actinopteri; Pomacentridae. The record is from RefSeq and is a predicted model, not a curated record. Gene Ontology annotation, cellular component: early endosome; recycling endosome; extracellular region.
GACAGCAGGUAGACUGGCCGACAUGAAGCUUCUCCUCUGCGCCACGCUGCUCGGAUUCCUCGCCACCGUGCUGGCGGCUCCAGCUGAGAAGGUGAAAUGGUGCGUCAAGUCGGACGCAGAGUACCAGAAAUGUUUGGCUCUGGCAACUGCAGCUCCCGCGUUCUCCUGCGUGAAGAAAGACAACACCAUCGACUGCAUUGUUGCGAUCAAGGCCGGUGAUGCAGACGCUAUUACUUUGGAUGGAGGCGACGUUUUCACCGCUGGACUGAACAACUACGACCUGCAGCCCAUCAUUGCUGAGGACUACGGCACCACUUCCGACACCUGCUACUACGCCGUCGCUGUUGUGAAGAAGGGCAGCGGAUUUGGCUUCAGAGAUCUCAAGGGGAAGAAAUCUUGCCACACUGGUCUGGGAAAAUCUGCCGGCUGGAACAUUCCCAUCGGAACUCUGUUGACCAUGAACAUACUCGAGUGGGCAGGCAUCGAGGACAAACCUGUGGAGGAGGCGGUGAGCAGUUUCUUCCAGGCCAGCUGUGCCCCAGGGGCAACAAGGGGCAGUAAGCUGUGUGAACUGUGCAAGGGAGACUGCUCCAGGUCUCACAGCGAGCCCUACUAUGACUACGCCGGAGCCUUCCAGUGUCUGGUGGAGGAUGCCGGAGAAGUGGCCUUUGUGAAGCAUCUCACCGUACCUGAUGCUGAGAAGUCCAAGUACGAGCUGCUGUGCAAGGACAACAGCAGAGCACCUAUCGACAACUACAAGACCUGCAACCUGGCCAGAGUGCCGGCUCACGCUGUUGUCACCCGCAAGGACGCACAGCUGGCUGAGUUCAUCUGGACAAGCCUCAACGGAGUACAGGGCUUUAACCUCUUCUCGUCAGAAGGCUACACAGGCAAGAACCUGAUGUUCAAGGAUUCAACAACGAAGCUGGUGAAGCUGCCCCCAAACACAGACUCCUUCCUGUAUCUGGGCGCUGAAUACAUGAGUGUCCUCCGCUCCCUUAAGAAAGAGCAGCUGCCAGGCACUGUAUCCCCUGCCAUCAAGUGGUGCGCUGUGGGCCACGCCGAGACCGUCAAGUGUGACACGUGGAGCAUCAACAGUGUGGACGGUGAAAACGCCGUCAUCGAGUGCCAGAGUGCUCCUACAGUUGACGAGUGCCUGAAAAAGAUUAUGCGCAAAGAGGCUGAUGCGAUGGCAGUGGACGGAGGACAGGUGUACACAGCCGGGAAGUGUGGUCUGGUUCCUGUCAUGGUGGAGCAGUACGAAAACAACCUGUGCAGCAGUUCUGAAGGCGUAGCCUCCUCUUACUACGCCGUCGCUGUGGUAAAGAAGAGUUCAGGGGUGACCUGGGAGACCCUGCAGGGCAAGAAGUCCUGCCACACGGGCAUGGGCAGAACAGCUGGCUGGAACAUCCCCAUGGGUCGCAUCUAUGAAAGGACCAAAGACUGUGACUUCACUAAGUUCUUCAGCAGUGGCUGUGCCCCCGGAGCCGAUGCCAACUCCCCGUUCUGCAGCCAGUGUGCCGGCAGCGGCAAAGCUGUGGGAGACGAGGCCAAGUGCAAAGCCAGCGCUGAUGAGCAGUACUACGGCUACGCUGGAGCCUUCAGAUGCCUGGUUGAAGGUGCUGGUGAUGUUGCCUUCAUUAAACACACAAUCGUUAAAGAAAACAGUGACGGUGUUGGGCCAGCGUGGGCCAGCGCCGUGAGCUCUGGUGACUACCAGCUCAUCUGCCCUGGGAAGGAGCCAGCGGAAAUCACUGAUUUCGCCAAUUGUCACUUGGCCAUUGUGCCUGCACACGCUGUGGUGACUCGUCCAGAGAGCCGCGCCGACGUGAUCCGCAUCCUCCAGGACCAGCAGGCCAAGUUUGGAUCCAGUGGCAGCGAUCCCACAUUCAAACUGUUCCAGUCAGACCAAGGAAAGAACCUCCUCUUCAAAGACUCCACUCAAUGUCUGCAGGAGGUUGCAGCUGGAAAAUCCUACGGGCAGUUUUUGGGACCAGAGUACACCAACGCCAUGGCCUCGCUCAGACACUGCAGUGACUCGACUCCAGAUCUGGAGAAAUCUUGCACUUUUCACUCUUGUCAGCAAGCCUAACGGUGACGUGGACCCCGCGGCGCCUCAGUCGGCUCUCAGCCAUUCAUCCGCCUUACCCACACUUCCUACACUCGACCCAAAAAUUGCAUUGACUUUUUUAUUGCUGAUCUUGUUGUAGGUCUGUUUUUAGAAGUACGAUCAACACGGAGUUCCGUCAUCCCGCAGAUCAUCAAUCACACGAUCGAUCACAUCCACAUGUAGCUAUUUUCAUGCUGUUGAAACAAAAUGUUAAACUGCUUUUGUUAUUGGAUCAACUAUGUUUUGUGACACGUCUGACUUUUCUCAAAUAAAACCUUUUAAAUGCUC